AUGACUGAACUAACUGAAUUUUCUGAGUGCGACUCUGCUCCCGGAGACUUUUCUUUGCCUGCACCAGUGGACGUUGCUCUGUGGACACAGUCAGUGUCAGGGACUCCCUACACUGGAAGCGAUCUCUUUUCCUUUGGCCAAGAAGACCUUUCCAGCAUGGCCCGGAACUUCCUUCAGUUCCCCAAGGAUGAUGAAGCAUCAAUCUCGUCCUCCAUGGAUGACAGCGCGUACAUGAGCCAGCCUGACACUGGCAGACGCGGCAAGAACGAGAACUACCACAUGCCCCAGGACACCAGGAGCCAGAUCAUGGAGCCCAUGGUCGGAUCGCACAUCUACUCACCAACUCUGAGCGUGCAGAGCCACGGAACAUUCAACGGAUCUCAGCCUGAUAUGAGCAACAUCAUGCUGCCUCCCACUGCCGGAUCGGAUAACGGAGAUGGUCAUUUCAAGAUGUCCGACUUCACUAACUUCCACAACGCACAGGUCGCAUCGCCGACCGACUUCACCUUCAGGGCACCCAUGCACACCACCUCUUGGGGCAGCGAGUCCCAGAGCUACAGCGCACCAUUUGUGUCUGGCUCCAUUGAUGCCCCUUCUUCCUUCAUGCAGCGCCAGAACGGCUAUCCCAGCCGUACCGUCUCGCAGCCCUACUUCGCUCAGUACGCGACGUACGGCAUCGACAGCAUGAUCAGCAACACCCAGAGCAUGCCUGAGCAGAGGAGGGUACAAUCUCCGUUCGACCGUGUCCGUGCUACGGCAAGGCCGGCUGACGUGCAGCGUCCUACUCUGCAGCACUCCGACUCGAGGCCUCGCUUCGAGGGUUCUGACAUCCUUUCUCCUGCCUCCACCGUCAUGACUUCGCAGUUCCCCGUGUUCAACGGCGGUUCUGAGUACGGCGAGGAGCCGAGCUUCAUGUCCAUGGCUGGAUCCGAGACCAUGGAGUCGGCGACCAUCCAACCGUCCGCCAUGAGCAACACUGACAUGGAUGACGAGGAGGCCGAGCAGGAUGCCGCUCGCAAGUCCAGCGAGGAGGCCGAGGUCAAGCUGGCUCGCACUCACCCGCUCUACCAGGCACAGCCACAGGCGGACGAGAUGUACCACUGCCCGUUCGAGGGUCAGGCCAACUGCCAGCACAGGUCCACCAAGCUCAAGUGCAACUACGACAAGUACGUUGACUCGCACUUGAAGCCCUUCCGCUGCAAGAACGCGAACUGCGUCAACGUCGAGUUCUCCUCGACUGCAUGCCUCCUCCGCCACGAGCGCGAGGCUCACGGCAUGCACGGACACGGCUCCAAGCCCCAUCUCUGCGCCUACCCCGACUGCGAGCGUUCGAUCCCUGGCAACGGCUUCCCGCGUCGCUACAACUUGUACGACCACAUGAAGCGCGUCCACGACUACACCAGCCCUGCUUCCCACACUGAGCCCAGCUCUCCUCACAGCCAGUCUGCCAAGCGGUCCACCAGCCGCAAGCGCAAGGCCAACGGCGCCAUGGAGCAGCCCGAGAAGCGCCAGAGGACUGCUGCGCAGAUCAAGCAGGCCAACACUGCUCGCCAGCGGGACCAGGAGAAGGAGCGCCUCCGCCAGGCGUGGGCUGAGCGCAUGGCUAUGCUGCAGCAACGGCUCAACACUCUCAACGAGCCCAAGGACGCUGAGGGUCACCAGCAGAUCAUUGAGGAUGCCACGGCACUUCAGAAGAUCGUUGCCCAGCUCACCGAGAUGGGCUGA
Messenger RNA from Diplodia corticola, 1725 nucleotides. Its product is annotated as c2h2 transcription factor. The transcript is spliced from 3 exons. The record is from RefSeq and is a predicted model, not a curated record. The coding region runs from base 1 to 1725 and encodes 574 amino acids. NCBI's taxonomy places the organism in Eukaryota, Fungi, Ascomycota, Dothideomycetes, Botryosphaeriales, Botryosphaeriaceae.